Messenger RNA from Purpureocillium takamizusanense, 870 nucleotides. RefSeq lists its product as uncharacterized. Bases 108 to 761 code for a protein of 217 amino acids. Lineage: Eukaryota; Fungi; Ascomycota; Sordariomycetes; Hypocreales; Ophiocordycipitaceae. Gene Ontology annotation, molecular function: RNA binding. The transcript has 2 exons. Gene Ontology annotation, cellular component: nucleolus. The record is from RefSeq and is a predicted model, not a curated record.
AAAAAAAAGCAAGCAGAGCAUAGCGACCUGGAGGAACUUUCCCGGCGACAAUUGUUUCCGACGACGACAACGAUCACGCGCGCGUUUUUCAUAGAGUCGCUGUCGCCAUGUUUUUCGUGAAGCCGAGACCGAAGAAGAGCAUACUGCCACCGCCAAGCAAAAAGAGGAAAACUGUAUCGGCCGUCGAGGAAGUUGCGUUCGACAAUGACGCUCGCCAUGAGUUUCUCACAGGCUUCCACAAGCGGAAGCAGCAGCGGAUAAAGUUUGCGCAAGAGCAGGCAGCAAAACAAGCGCGGCAGGAAAAGCUGGAAGCCCGUAAACAGAUGCGCGAGGAGCGCAAGCGCGAGGUUGAGCAACACGUCGAAACCGUGAACCGACUGCUUAGAGAGUCUGGAGCCGUGGUUGACCCCAUCGAGGCGGAGUCUGACGAAGAGGAAGCGUCGGAUGAAUGGGACGGCAUUCCUGACAAGCCCGACUUCAACAUUGUCGACCACGAGGAGGAAUACGUCGACGAGGAUCGCUAUACGACCGUGACGAUUGAGUCUGUCUCCGUGUCCCGGGAUGGACUAAGCAAACCACAACUAGAGGAUGAUGAAGAACGAGGCGACAAUGACAAGGACGACGACGAAGGGGAUCAAGGCAAAGCGGAGAACAAAGAAUCGAGCAGGCCUAAGAAGAAGAAGAAGAAAUUCCGAUACGAGACCAAAAUUGAGCGCCAGCUGACGGAGAGGAAACAUCGGGCCAAGUCAAAAAAAUACUGAUCAAGAGAAGGAUACGAGGACGGCAACUUCACAGCGCGGUUUGGAACCAGAUACCCCCAGAAAAGGCAGCUCAUUUAGCUAGAAAUGCGACGCAGUAUUCGGGCCAGAC